AUGUUUGGGAUUCAGGAAAAUAUACCACGAGGUGGGACGACCAUGAAAGAAGAACCGCUGGGUAGUGGAAUGAACCCAGUCCGUUCAUGGAUGCAUACUGCUGGGGUAGUGGAUGCUAACACCGCCGCCCAAAGCGGUGUGGGGUUGGCUCGGGCACAUUUCGAGAAACAGCCGCCUUCCAAUCUCAGAAAAUCCAAUUUUUUCCACUUCGUCUUAGCUCUGUACGACAGGCAGGGACAGCCAGUGGAGAUUGAAAGGACAGCUUUUGUGGACUUUGUGGAAAAAGAGAAAGAGCCAAACAAUGAAAAAACCAACAAUGGGAUUCACUAUAAACUCCAGCUAUUAUACAGUAAUGGAGUUAGAACGGAACAGGAUCUGUAUGUUCGGCUAAUAGAUUCAAUGACCAAACAGGCAAUUGUCUACGAAGGGCAAGACAAAAACCCCGAAAUGUGCCGAGUGCUGCUAACCCACGAAAUCAUGUGCAGUCGAUGUUGUGACAAGAAAAGUUGUGGCAACAGAAAUGAAACACCUUCAGAUCCUGUUAUCAUUGACAGAUUUUUUCUAAAGUUUUUCCUCAAGUGCAAUCAAAACUGUUUGAAGAAUGCAGGCAACCCACGAGAUAUGCGAAGAUUCCAGGUUGUUGUAUCAACAACAGUCAAUGUGGAUGGCCACGUUUUGGCUGUCUCAGACAACAUGUUUGUACACAACAACUCCAAACAUGGAAGGCGGGCUCGCCGUCUUGACCCCUCAGAAGCCACACCAUGUAUAAAGGCCAUCAGCCCCAGUGAAGGUUGGACUACGGGUGGAGCCACAGUCAUCAUCAUUGGAGACAACUUCUUUGAUGGCUUGCAAGUUGUAUUUGGAACUAUGUUGGUCUGGAGUGAGCUGAUAACGCCCCAUGCCAUCAGAGUUCAAACCCCACCACGGCACAUCCCUGGAGUUGUUGAAGUAACUCUCUCCUACAAAUCCAAACAAUUUUGUAAAGGUGCUCCUGGACGGUUCGUCUACACUGCCCUUAAUGAACCAACCAUAGAUUAUGGAUUCCAGAGGUUGCAGAAAGUCAUUCCACGGCAUCCAGGUGAUCCUGAAAGGUUACCAAAGGAAGUAUUACUGAAAAGAGCAGCUGACCUUGUCGAAGCCCUGUAUGGUAUGCCCCACAACAAUCAGGAAAUCAUCCUGAAACGAGCAGCUGAUAUUGCAGAAGCAUUAUACAGUGUGCCACGCAAUCACAAUCAGAUUCCUACACUUGCCAACACUCCAGCUCAUACUGGCAUGAUGGGGGUAAACUCAUUUAGCAGCCAGCUAGCAGUUAAUGUUUCAGAAACAUCACAAGCUAAUGACCAAGUAGGUUACAGUCGCAACACAAGCAGUGUUUCCCCGCGAGGAUAUGUUCCAAGCAGUACUCCUCAGCAGUCCAAUUACAACACAGUCAGCAAUAGCAUGAAUGGAUAUGGCAAUACCGGCAUGCCCAAUCUUGGCGUACCUGGUUCUCCUGGAUUUCUUAAUGGCUCCUCAGCCAACUCCCCUUAUGGCAUAGUGCCGUCAAGCCCUACCAUGGCAGCCUCUUCGGUCACCCUCCCUUCAAACUGUAGCAGUACACACGGCAUUUUCUCAUUCUCACCUGCCAAUGUCAUCUCUGCAGUGAAACAAAAGAGCGCCUUUGCUCCUGUUGUCAGGCCCCAAGCUUCUCCUCCACCAUCUUGCACCAGUGCAAAUGGAAAUGGACUUCAAGCUAUGUCUGGGCUUGUAGUCCCGCCAAUGUAAAAUUCAUUUUUGUUUACGUACCAUAGCACCAAGCUUCAGAAGAUGAGCUUUUUAGGGGACAAGUUUAGUAUAUACGACGUGCUGAUGGAACCAGUAUCUUCAAAAUACAAUCAGCAACACGUUGAAAUGCUACAAAAAAAACUUUGUUUAAAGAUUUUAUUUAAACUAUUAAGAAUCAACAUGCAAACAAUCAAUUUCUUCAUGAACAAUUCCAUUUUAUUGACUGAACUUCUCUCAUAUUUUCACAUUUCUUGGUCCUGAAGAAAAAGGAAAAAGCGACGCCUAUUUUGUAUAAAGUUUCUGAUUACGUCUUGGCUAUGUCUAGUACUUGCUAUGUGUCGGGAAAAACUUUGUGGAUGCACCAUUUUGAUUAUCAUGAAACACUGAUGAAAACGCCUCCAAAACAUUUUUUUCUGUACUCAUAACUAGAUUCACAAUGGUUGUGUAUCUCUAUAAUGUGAAAUAUUUUUUUGUGGUGAAAAAAGGGGGCCAAGGAGGUAUGAGCCAUCAAAACUGGAAAAAAAAAGGAUGAAUAUAUGAUCUGGGAUAAUUUUGGGAGCUGGGGGAUGGGUGGGAGGGUUUAUCAUUGCUUAACUUCAUCUUAAUGAAAUGGAACUUUGUAACUUAUUGUAGUUAGAAAUUGUAACUUUGAUAUUGAAUUCUCUUGCCUUCAACAAGCACACUGACAGAGGAAAAAAUGCUACUGUCUGUUGGUAAAAAUAUACUUCCACUGCUAGAGCUUCCUGUUAAGCAAGUGUGAUCUGCAACAUUUUUUCAACUUUUGCUAGCACUGUAUACUAUUGCAUUCUUAGGCUACUGUGAAGUCUAUGUUUCUUGUACCAGAAAAUUGUCCUUUUGACUUCUAGAUCCUUCUUCCCUAAUGUGUUUUGUAUGUGGUUAUAAAAUUGUAGACUUUUGUGAUUUUGCCAAAGUUGUAGCUAAAUAUUUAUACACUUGUCUUGAAUUUUUUUCAGAUCCACUUAAAUAUUUAGAAGAGCAAAUUUUAUUCCUUAUAAAGAUAAGGAAUAAAAUAGUCAUACAUUGCAACACUUUCUUUCACAUAAACACUUGCAAUCACCAAGGGAAUUUGUUUUGUAACAUAUCAAUUAUAAAUAUUGUAUUUAUCUUUGAAAUUUUGUAUAUUGCUUUCCAUCAGUUUUUUUCUUGUAUGUAUGUUUUUGUCAUUGACUGGUAUUGUGAUGCUGUGAAAAGCAUUAAGCCAAGAACAGUUGCCUUCAUAUUUUUCUGUUAAAAUAAAUUUGUGUUCAUUCAUUUCA
This is a messenger RNA of Eublepharis macularius, 3041 nucleotides long. It is a transcript of the gene EBF3, whose product is annotated as EBF transcription factor 3. The record is from RefSeq and is a predicted model, not a curated record. The transcript is spliced from 16 exons. Gene Ontology annotation, biological process: regulation of transcription by RNA polymerase II. Lineage: Eukaryota; Metazoa; Chordata; Lepidosauria; Squamata; Eublepharidae. The coding region runs from base 1 to 1764 and encodes 587 amino acids. Gene Ontology annotation, molecular function: RNA polymerase II cis-regulatory region sequence-specific DNA binding; DNA-binding transcription factor activity, RNA polymerase II-specific.